Molecule: messenger RNA, 1007 nt
Organism: Cornus florida
Lineage: Eukaryota; Viridiplantae; Streptophyta; Magnoliopsida; Cornales; Cornaceae
Product: hypersensitive-induced response protein 1-like
Exons: 5
Coding region: 1-861 (286 amino acids)
Source: RefSeq, a predicted model, not a curated record
AUGGGUCAAACACUCGGUUGCAUUCAAGUGGACCAGUCUACGGUAGCGGUUAAAGAACAUUUUGGAAAAUUUGAUGAUGUGCUUCAGCCUGGAUGUCACUGCUUACCUUGGUACUUUGGCUACCAGUUAGCUGGUAAACUCUCAUUACGUGUGAAACAGCUUGAUGUUCGUUGCGAAACAAAAACCAAGGAUAAUGUCUUUGUCACUGUUGUUGCAUCCAUACAAUACCGUGCCCUGGCAGAAAAAGCAUCUGAUGCUUUUUAUAAGCUCACCAACACGAAGGGACAGAUCCAAGCCUAUGUUUUUGAUGUUAUUAGGGCUAGUGUACCAAAGAUGGAUCUGGAUUCUGCCUUCGAACAGAAGAAUGAUCUUGCAAAAGCUGUAGAGGAAGAACUUGAAAAGGCCAUGUCCACCUAUGGGUUUGAAAUAGUCCAGACUCUAAUUGUAGAUAUUGAGCCAGAUGUUCAUGUUAAGAGGUCAAUGAAUGAGAUUAAUGCAGCCGCUAGACUUAGGGCUGCAGCAAAUGAUAAGGCUGAAGCAGAGAAAGUGUUGCAGAUCAAGCGAGCUGAGGGAGAGGCCCAGUCAAAAUACCUGUCAGGCCUCGGUAUUGCUCGGCAGCGCCAAGCUAUUGUGGAUGGGCUGAGGGACAGUGUGCUUGCCUUCUCUGAGAAUGUGCCUGGAACAACAGCCAAGGAUGUCAUGGACAUGGUGCUGGUGACUCAAUACUUCGACACCAUGAAGGAGAUUGGGGCAUCCUCAAAGACAUCGGCAGUUUUUGUUCCACAUGGGCCAGGUGCUGUUCGAGAUGUUGCCUCGCAAAUUCGGGAGGGUCUUCUUCAGGCUGACGGUGUCCAGCACUAGUUUGUGCUUCUUAGAUUGUCUUUUGUUCUAUGGUUAGUGAACAGCUUUGGCAGCUGAAGUGUGAAUAAACAAAGUGAUGAUGAUACUCUUGUUUUAAUUUUCUUGGUGAAACGGUAGCAAACUAUAGGAUUUGUCACUAGUUUAGG